Suillus bovinus is the source of this 393-nucleotide messenger RNA. RefSeq lists its product as uncharacterized. The coding region runs from base 1 to 393 and encodes 130 amino acids. The record is from RefSeq and is a predicted model, not a curated record. Lineage: Eukaryota; Fungi; Basidiomycota; Agaricomycetes; Boletales; Suillaceae. The transcript has 3 exons.
AUGCCUGCAAUCACACAACCAUAUGAAGUCUUACUCGACUUCACAAACGACACGCAUGACUGCGCAACGAUCCAGUUACUGCGGGAUUAUGACCGGAAUACUAGCGCAGUUGUUCUGCUACACCCGGGAGAAAGCCUCACCCUGGUCCUCGAGGCAGGUUCCAUGUACAAAUAUGCUCUCAAAUCACAUUCCAAGGUUGCCAACGUGAGUGCACGAAGCUGGCGAGACAUUCAGUGCGAAAUAUCGCAUCUAUUUGCUGCUAGCCCACCGUCAUGGGCUUCUUUACGUGGGUCUACGGGUUCACCCGCCAGCGGCGUCACCGUUGACCGAGUAUGGCGGGAUUAUCGGUUCAAUGUUUGGAAUGAUGCUUCUUACCUCCGUGCUAACCAGUGA